This is a messenger RNA of Octopus sinensis (East Asian common octopus), 1419 nucleotides long. RefSeq names its product 26S proteasome non-ATPase regulatory subunit 7. The record is from RefSeq and is a predicted model, not a curated record. Bases 366 to 1355 code for a protein of 329 amino acids. The transcript is spliced from 6 exons. Gene Ontology annotation, molecular function: protein binding; metallopeptidase activity. Gene Ontology annotation, biological process: proteasome-mediated ubiquitin-dependent protein catabolic process. Gene Ontology annotation, cellular component: proteasome complex; proteasome regulatory particle. Lineage: Eukaryota; Metazoa; Mollusca; Cephalopoda; Octopoda; Octopodidae.
GUACGCAUGCGCAUACCAGUAACCGGGAAUUUUUUUUGUACCUGAGUCAUGCCGUUCCUGGUACAUUUAAUUACUUUUUAAUAAUUUUGGGGGUUUCUCGGUCUUCUUCUGGUGUUCAAAGAUAUUAACAAGAAAAGAAAAAGCGAAAGAAUAUCGAAAGCAGGGAUUAUAACAACGAGAAAAUCCGACACCGUUUUGAAAUUAAUUCGUAAAGAUUCAACUUCCAGAGGCGUCCGUCCUUAACUUUCUUCAUCUCUUUCAUCGUUCAUUUAUUCUAGUUUUGUCCCGUUUUUUUAAAUUAUUUAAUUAAUUAUUCAUUAUCAAACUGUUGUGUAUUGAAUUGAUUAUUACUAUCACCUGCAACGAUGCCUGCUGCCGACGGGAAAGCCAUCAACAAGGUUGUUGUACACCCUUUGGUCUUACUCAGUGUUGUUGAUCAUUUCAACCGAAUGGAUAAAGGUGGCAACAUCAAACGAGUCUGUGGAGUGUUGCUAGGAUCGAAUCGCCAAGGUGUCUUGGACGUUUCAAACAGUUUUGCCGUUCCCUUUGAUGAAGAUGACAAAGACAAAUCUGUCUGGUUCUUGGACCACGAUUACUUAGAAAAUAUGUAUGGAAUGUUCAAAAAAGUUAAUGCACGAGAGAAGGUUGUUGGUUGGUACCAUACUGGACCAAAACUGCACCAGAAUGAUGUGUCUAUUAAUGAACUUAUGAGAAAAUACUGCCCAAACUCUGUCCUUGUUGUUAUUGAUGCUAAACCUAAAGAUCUUGGAUUACCUACUGAAGCUUACAUUGCCGUUGAAGAAGUACAUGAUGAUGGAACUCCAACCACUAAGACCUUUGAACAUGUCAGCAGUGAAAUUGGAGCAGAAGAAGCUGAAGAAGUUGGCGUGGAACAUUUACUCAGGGAUAUCAAAGAUACAACUGUAGGUACUCUGUCACAAAGAAUAACAAACCAGUUAACAGGUCUUAAAGGUCUGCACAACCACAUAGAGGACGUGAGUCGGUACCUGCAGAAGGUGGCCUCCGGACAACUACCAAUUAACCAUCAGAUCAUAUACCACCUCCAAGAUGUCUUUAACCUGCUGCCUGACGUCAACCUGCUUGAGUUUGUGAAAGCAAUGUACGUUAAAACUAACGACCAAUACCUGGUCGUAUAUGUCGCUGCUCUCAUACGCAGCAUCAUUGCGCUGCACAAUCUCAUCAACAACAAAAUCCAGAACCGUGACGCCGAGAAGAGCGAAGGCAAGGAGAAAGACAAAGAGAAGAAAGAGAAAAAGGAUGAGAAGGACAACGACAAAGAGAAAAAGGACUCUGACAAAAAGGACAGCUCCAGCGCAUCAUCAAAAUCAAAGUGAUGCUGUGAUGGGGUCUAGGCAGCAUAUAUUAUGUACUUCAUUGCUAUUAAAUUCAGUUAAUCUA